This is a messenger RNA of Populus trichocarpa (black cottonwood), 1371 nucleotides long. RefSeq names its product BURP domain protein USPL1. The transcript has 2 exons. The record is from RefSeq and is a predicted model, not a curated record. The coding region runs from base 262 to 1206 and encodes 314 amino acids. NCBI's taxonomy places the organism in Eukaryota, Viridiplantae, Streptophyta, Magnoliopsida, Malpighiales, Salicaceae.
CAGGGGUGACAAAGAUUGAAGUGCCAUUUGGCCUAUCCUCUAGAACAGUUGACCCCAAUUCAGUUUGAUAUGAUGUCUCCAACUAGCCGUAUUAAGACAAAACUCAAUAAAUGAGUGCAGAGUUAUUUGUUCCAUUUGACAAAGAAAUAACUUCAACUGUUAGACUAGGUUUUAAUUGGAUCAGUUGAUCAUAUAACUGUUUCCUUUCACAAGGAGAGAGUAAGAGAGAGCGGGUUUGAUUUCAAGAUAUCAGAAGCAGGGAUGACUGUUGAUGUUUCUUGGAGAAUUAUCCUCUGUGCUCUCCUUGUUUUACUGUUUGCUGAAGACAGCAGUGCAAGAGAGAUAACUCGCAUAAGAUGGAAAGAAGUGGAUGAUGAUACUAAGGGUCAGCAACACAACCCAGAAAUACCUGAUUUGCAACAACUUUCCAAGGAUAAUCAUCUGCCAAUCAAGCAUAAUAUUGACGAUGAUCAUCAAAAGCAUGCGCAUGCGCAUGCUCAUCUAUCAUCACAUAUGGAUCACAUGGACCCUUCAGAUAAGAUUUUCUUCACCAUAAAGGAUCUAAAAGUUGGUAACGCAAUUCCAAUUUACUUCUCCCAUGGAGACCCUUCAACUUCUCCUCAUCUGAUAUCUAGAGAAGAAGCCAAUUCAAUUCCUUUCUCUUUAGCAAAAUUACCUUACCUUCUUGAAUUUUUCUCUCUGUCUAAAGAAUCUCCUCAAGCCAAAGCCAUGGAAUAUACACUAACACAAUGUGAAGUUGAACCCAUGGAAGGAGAGACCAAGUUAUGUGCUACUUCCUUAGAAUCCAUGCUUGAUUUUGCACAGGCCACCUUUGGAAUCGAUACCCAAGUAAAAGCUUUAACUACUAACCACCUUAGAAAGUCAGUUGCACCUUUACAAAACUACACCCUUUUGGAAGAGCCCAAAGAGAUCUUGGCACCAAAAAUGAUAGGAUGUCAUACCAUGCCUUACCCUUAUGUAGUUUACUAUUGCCAUAUCCAAGAAGGUGGGAACAGGCUAUUUGAGAUUUCACUUGGUGGCGAGCAUGGAGAUAGAGUCCAAGCUACUGGUGUUUGCCACAUGGACACCUCAAAAUGGGAUCCUGACAACCCAUCAUUUCGUGUGCUGAAGAUAAAGCCUGGAACUGCCCCCGUGUGCCAUAUUUUUCCAGCAGAUAACAUAGUUUGGGUGCCUUUGAUUUCGUAAAUUCAGUAGUAACAUCUAUUGAAGUGAUUGUAAAUAAUAAGUCCUGAUACUUAAAUCUUGUGUUAUGUCAUAUGCUUGUCUCUAAAAGAGUCCCUGUGGAUGUAGGCAUCCACACCAAUGUUCCCUGCUACAAAGACUAGUAAAUAACAUCGGGGAUUCUAUAAA